Anolis carolinensis (green anole) is the source of this 1464-nucleotide messenger RNA. It is a transcript of the gene minar2, whose product is annotated as membrane integral NOTCH2 associated receptor 2. The transcript has 3 exons. The record is from RefSeq and is a predicted model, not a curated record. Bases 491 to 1081 code for a protein of 196 amino acids. Lineage: Eukaryota; Metazoa; Chordata; Lepidosauria; Squamata; Anolidae.
UGCUAGAGAUAGUUUUUCAAGUCAUCUGAAAUGCCAGGACACUCUGUAAUAAAGCUGUGUUUUAAAAAAUUACACUGCAAACCACACUGACAUUUUUCUCUUCUUGCUAAUGAAAACUUCUCAUUCUGUAAUCCUUAUGAAAUAUAUAGCUUUUGAUUGUGCUUAAAGGUCUCCUUUGAAACACCAAAUGCCCAUGUGGGGCCUGUUCAUCUAUGUCAGUGUGUCUCUUAAUUCCCAGUCACAAUUAAGGGGCACAUACUUAGCUUUUUCCUGCACCUUGAAACCUGCUUUUCAAAACAGAAAUUAAUGCUUUAAACGGAGCAGCUGCAUGAUCCCUUUUACAUGCAGACAAUAGGAAAUGAGCCUGCCUGACAUCAAACAGCUUCAGCUAUGGUUUCAGGUAAGAGAAAGGCCGUAUCAUUGUUCACUUAAUUAAUUAUAGAAGGAAAGAGUAGUUGCUCUGGAACUGCAGAAUAUGUAGAAGGGAAACAUGGAUCUCUCUGUAUUGCCAAAUAACAACCACCCUGAUAAAUUCCUUCAGCUAGAUGUAAAGUCCUUAGCAAAAACCUCAGUCUUUUUACAAACCUGGCUGGCAAAUUUUCCAGAAACACAUUUUCCUGGGGAACAGCAGUGGCACAAUAGAGUCUAUUCACAGAAAGAAAAGAAAAAUGUACGUGAACAGCCUGUUGUGCAACUUGGUGAGCUACAUCCGGCAAUGAUUGACAAAGCCCUUGGAAAACACAUUACACCUGUCACCUUGAAAUCAACCAUCAAGAGUAAUCCUCUAUACAACGAUGUCUUUAUUGAUGACACCUGGCAGGAAAGGAGGAAUAAUCCAUCUUGGACUGUUCAGGACUAUGACAGGCAUUCCCUAAACUCCACCCUGGCUUGCUAUCUAAAGGAAAAUCCAAAUGAUAUCCACUACUGGCUGGAAGAUAUUUACACUCCAGGAUAUGAUACCUUGCUGAAAAAGAAAGAGAGAGAAAGCAAACGUUCCAGAUGUUGUCUAAUCAUACUGUUUCUGGUAUUGUUGGUUUGUAUCACAACAGCAACAGUGAUCGUUUGCAUUCUGUUCACAUGAUUCAGCCAAAUUCAGCCAAUAAAUAUUUUAGAAGAAUGGUCUCCAAUUCACAUUACACUGGGAUUGAAAAUUGCUGGUCAGAAUACAUCAGUCUUGAAUAAGUUCUAUUGAUUUUAAUGGAAAUUUCCUCAAUCUGAAUUUAACUCUAUAGCUUGUUCUUCACCAAGUAGUUAAUGAAAUGGUUUAUUGAUAAUUUCAAAGUAUAAGAAAUGUGUUUUGAAAACCACAGUCAUCACCCCAGGGGACUCUGGCUUUGGAGAAGUGGAGUUUUUAUUAAUUUCAUUUUAUUUAAUAUUGUGUCUUUCUCCCAGCACCAGAAUUUAAGGCCUUGUGUGUGCGCGUGCAUGCACACAACUGCACGUGUAUGUGUACUCCCCCAUCUC